GCUGGAGAGCUCGUUAUUCAUUUUACUUGACAGACUGAACCAUUCGCGUAAUUAAUGAGAUGAGUGCUGUGGAAAUAAUAUAUUUCGAAUUAAUAACACACGUUUUACGUGACUAGAACCUUAGCCGACAGAGAGGAAAUUAUAUAACUGUUAUUGUGUUAACUGUUUUUAUUCUAAAUAAAUAUUUGCAGGAAGCAAUCAAAUAAACGGUUAGAAAACUUUUGAGAUCCUGUAAUGAGAGUCACUCAUUGUUGUGUUUAACCCAAAUACAGUUCAGAAGGAGUGCGGAGUGGUGUGCAAUGGAGCUUUGGAUCGGGCCUCUCAUACUGGUCAGCAUCAAUGUGUUUUGGACAUUUGGUAAAAUCACCAACGAGGAAAUAGUGUCAAUGACAGAAGCAGAAGCUGUGGUGGGAGGGGUGGCCAAGCUACCCUGCGACAUGACUCCUCCUCUUGCUGGUGACAAGGUUCAUCUUGUUAUCUGGUACAAGGAGUCUAUAGACCUUCCGAUAUACAGCUACGACGCAAGAGGGAAAUCAGUGGAGGGCGCCCAUCAUUGGUCGGAAAACACCGUCUUGGGCAGUCGUGCCUUCUUCCGCACAAGUGACGCUCCUGCCAAACUGACCCUGGAGAGUGUCAAGGACACGGACGCCGGCAUCUAUCGCUGCCGCAUCGACUUCAAGAAGUCUCCCACCAGGAACACCCAAGUCAACCUCACCGUAAUCAUUCCACCAGAGAGGCUGAGCGUUCUAGAUGAGAAAGGGGACCACAUCCAAGACUACAUCCUCGGACCUUACAAUGAGGGAACAUCUGUUGACAUUACAUGUAUAUCGACUGGAGGCAGACCUGUGCCGAGGGUCACGUGGUGGCAAGAGAACGCCCUGCUGGAUGACUCCUACGAGGUCCUCAGCGAGCGACGGGUGAAGAACGUACUCAGCCUGGAGCGUGUGGAGAGGCGACACCUACACAUGGUGUUCACAUGCCAGGCUUCCAACAACAACCUGAUAGCGCCGAUAUCCAGCGCCAUCACUCUCGACCUCAACCUGAGGCCGUUGUGGGUGAAGCUGGUGGGCGAGAACAGACCUCUCUCUUCCGAGCAGACGUACGAGAUCAGCUGUCAAGUGGUGGGAGCCAGGCCGCCCCCGACCAUCAGCUGGUACAAGGGGAGCACGCUGCUCAGGAACACCAGGGAGUCGACCACUGGUGAUGGUAACACCACCAUAUCCACCCUGACCUUCUCUCCGCUCAUGGAGGAUUCUGGGAAGACUCUGACUUGCCGAGCCAGCUCCGCCACCAUAGAGGACAGCGAACUGGAGGAUUCCUGGAAACUCAAUAUUUUCCACGUACCUCUGGUAGUGCUGGAGUUAGGCAGUAACCUGAACGCCAGUACGAUAAGAGAAGGCAUCGACGUUUACUUCGAGUGCAACAUCAAGUCCAACCCAUGGGUUUACCGUGUUAGUUGGAGACACAACGGUAUGACUCUCGUAAAUAACGCGAGUGCGGGUACCAUCGUACAGAACCAGAGCCUGGUCCUCCAGAGUGUGUCCAGAGCUCGGGCAGGGCUGUAUACCUGUGUGGGCAGCAACCAGGAGGGAGAUGGGGAGAGUAACCCAGUCCCACUGGAUGUAAAAUUCGCCCCAGUUUGCAAGCCAGGACAGCAGAAGGUGGUGGGGGUAGCGCGGCACGAGAUAGCCAAAGUCAUGUGCGAGGUGGAGGCCAACCCAACAGACGUCCACUUCACGUGGAAGUUCAACAACAGCGGGGAGACAUUCGACUUGCCCAGCUCUCACGUGGCGUCAGAGAGAACACGUAGCAUCGCCUCCUACACCCCCAGGACAGAGGUGGAGUACGGUACUCUCCUUUGUUGGGGCAGGAACGAGCUGGGGCACCAGAAGCAGCCGUGCGUCUACCACGUCAUACCCGCAGGGAGGCCAGAUCCUCUGGAGAACUGCACAAUUCUGAACCAGACGGCAGACUCACUCUAUGUGGAGUGCGAUGAGGGAUUCGAUGGAGGUUUACCGCAAGAGUUCCAGAUGGAGGUGUACGACUCCCAGAGCCACGCACUGGUCAGCAACGUCUCUAGCAAGCUGUGUUGGUUCCUAGCCACUGGCCUGCCCUCUGGUGUGGGUUUCGACAUCGUCCUGUACUCCUUCAACAGUAAGGGUCACAGUGAGAGCAGUCACCUAGUCGCUCACACGCUCAAGUCCGCCGCGCGCCGCUCUGGCCAAACGACGGCGCCGGUAGCCAUCGAGUUGACUCCACUCCUUGGCGUCCUAGCGGGAGUAGUGGCGUCUCUUAUCCUGCUAGCCCUGGGGAUCGUCCUGGUGCUGAGACUGCGGGGCAAAGAUUGUGACGAGAAACACCAGAAGACAAUCGUCUCAACUGACCUGAAGAGGUCCAACGAGAGUAUGGACAGCCUUGAGAAAAAUCCUGACAUUAUUCCUCAUAACAACGAUUACCACGAAGAAGAGAAAGCGUUUGAAAAUCUAAAUUCCAGACUUUAUCCUACCCACAUUACCGUUGAAGGCAGGAGAAAAGCAGGGAAAGAGGAAGUGACGUACGCGGAGCUGCAACUGCCGCCUAACCUGUACACCAACCUGGUGACGUCUACGCGCCAGGACGAGCAGACCGUGUAUGCGCUGAUAGACGCGUCCUUGUGUAACGCCACUGCGGAGACCCCCCUCAUCAACCACACAAGGGAGAGCACGAUGAACACCCUGGAGCGCGGUGCUCGAGUGAUGGCGGGACCUCCACCGUCCGUGUCCGCCACGCGUUUCUGACAGGCUCCGGAGCGACCCUGGACGACCACGGAGAUGCUGUGAGCGAGCCUUGCGGCCUCUGGGUCUAAACCUCCCUCUGCAGACUUCGCCCCCACGCGUCUGUCCAUAUGUACAAACUACGUGUAACGUGUAUAUAAGAAUGUACAUUCCUGUAAAUAGCUCUCCAAGGACGGGUCGAUCGUCAGUGUCCCGCUAUUCUAAAGUACUCGUUAGGUGUAAUACUAGUGUGUUGUUACAAUCUGUUGCUUUAUGGCGUGUUGGCAUUCUCUGUUACUCAAUCGACUGAUCGUUGGAUGCAAUCUGUUACCCUCAUACGAAUCCAAUAUGGAGUAAUUUUCUUCCAUAAACGUGUAAAGCACCGAAUUUAUUGCUUUUACUUUCCCUUUGAACAUAAUCUGAACUAUGUUUUCCGCUCUCAUUUUAACAGAAUACUAAAGAAAAGUGUAAAAAAUAUAUGUAAAUGAAUAUUUUACGCACAUUUAUGUUUACGUAAUAAAUUUAUGUAAAUGAUCAUGCUCAAAAAUAUAUGAAGUAACAAGUAAUGUUUAAAAUUCCAUAAAUGUUCAAAUAUAUUUUAUGAGCAUUGCGAAUGUAAUUCUUCUUUAUUAAAAGAAAUAGAAACAAAAGUGCUAAAACAUUUAUAAUCGAUAUCACAAAUUGUGCUGGUUAAUACUGACUUUAACUUGAAUAGUACAAUUUUAACAUAAUUAACAAAUCACUUAAACCACAUACUUAUUGGAAAAGUAUUAAUCUUCUCUUACAAUAUUGUUCAUCUUCUCAAAAGAUCUUAUAAAUAACGAUAUUACUUUACAAUAUUAGGCUUACCCAUCGUUAAUUUUGAUAUCCCAAAAGUGCUUUUCAAGAUAUUUAUAGCCAACUUCUGAAUUUAUUUAAGUUAAAUAAUGUUUUUAAAUUUUAUGAGAAGUUUACCAUUAUUUUAUAUUUUUAUAUAAUUAUAUUCAUCUACUGCGUUCAUUUUUUCAGUAUUAUACUCAUUUUUAACAUCUACUUACAUUUGGUGUUUUCUUAUAUUCAUUUGUAACCCUCUAUUUCGUAAUCUAGAAAUACAAGGAAAAUUUUACAAACUGAAAUAAACUAAUUGGCAAAAAAAUUUAUUGUUAAUUUCGUCUUGUUUCAUUCUAUAAACGAGGAACGUAUCAUAUAUGUAUUUAUAUAAUAUUAUAUAGUUAAAAAGAUUGUAAAACUAAUGUUUAAUGAAAAUUCUCAUUUUAUAUUCAAAUUGUAUUUGUUAAUGUGAUUAUUAUUUAUAGCCACAUUUAUUAUCUUUUACCAGUUCUUAGCAUUGUUAAAUUGUGUAAAACCUAACAAUUCACCAUAAAACCUAAUUUUAACAUUAAAACAUUUAUUUACGAAAACUACAGUUUAUUUGAAUUUUUAAACCAAAAAUGUUAAAUUAGUGCUCAUUCAAUCCGAAUUUGACAUCUCAUUGCAUAUUAUAUUAUGUAUUUAAAAGUAUUGCCAUAUACAUAAAAUAUAGGUUUUUAUAUUUAUAAAGAAUUUAUAAUCACUGUUGUUAAUUUUUAAAUAUGAAAUGGUGUAAAUAUAUGUGUUUAAAUUUGAAUUUGUAUUCUGUGAUUAAAGGCAUUGUACAGUUAUAAGUAUGUGAAUAUUAAGUUUUAAGUUAGUUUAAAUAAAUUACAUUUUACGUUAUAAAUAUACUACUUAUAUAACAGACUGUGACUGCACUAAAUGUAUUCGUUUAUAACAUUGUAUAUUAUUGAUUAUUUUAAAUCAGCUUGGAUAAAAGCUUUCAUAUUUAUAAUUAUUUAUCGAGAGUUCAAUAUAAUUGUUAAUAUAAGCAAAUUUUGUAAAUAUUGCGAUAAGACUAAGGAUGUUAACAAUGUGUGUUACUAUUUCCAAUUAUGAUAGUAUUUCUAUUGUACUUUAUUGACAAUACAAUUUGUUUGAAUAUAACUUGUUUGUAAGAAA
This is a messenger RNA of Homalodisca vitripennis (glassy-winged sharpshooter), 4727 nucleotides long. Its product is annotated as nephrin-like. Lineage: Eukaryota; Metazoa; Arthropoda; Insecta; Hemiptera; Cicadellidae. The record is from RefSeq and is a predicted model, not a curated record. Gene Ontology annotation, molecular function: protein binding.